Messenger RNA from Eriocheir sinensis (Chinese mitten crab), 4433 nucleotides. RefSeq names its product TATA box-binding protein-like 1. Gene Ontology annotation, biological process: DNA-templated transcription initiation. Bases 16 to 1128 code for a protein of 370 amino acids. The record is from RefSeq and is a predicted model, not a curated record. Gene Ontology annotation, molecular function: DNA binding; general transcription initiation factor activity. The transcript has 7 exons. Lineage: Eukaryota; Metazoa; Arthropoda; Malacostraca; Decapoda; Varunidae.
GUUUAUCUGUUCACCAUGGCCUCCAAGUCUACAAAACCCACUGCUAAGGUUGCCAGACUGUUCACCAUGGCCUCCAAGUCUACAAAACCCACUGCUAAGGUUGCCAGACUGUUCACCAUGGCCUCAAAGUCUAAAAAAGCGAUUGUCAGACUGAGGCCGUAUGAAGCGAUUGGCGAGGAAACGAAAGCAAAGAUUAUUAAAGACUUCGAGGGCGGGAAAUCAAUAACGGCUCUUGCUCUCCAGUCAGAUAUGUCUUGUUACCUAAUUACCACGAUCCUGAAGAAGAGGAACGAAGUGACGGAGGCUGUUGAAGGGUCAUCACCUACACGCUGUACAGAAGGUGCCUCAGGGGAUAACACAAGGUCAAUAAUUAAUCAGUCCCAAAUGGGUGAACAGGAGCAAGUCUCGGCAGGUAUGGAGGAAGAAAAGGUGAUCAAGGAGGAGAUAGAAGUGAAGGAUCCUGAACCAGUCCUUGACAUCAUCAUCAACAACGUUGUGUCCUCCUUCUCUGUAGCAUGUCACCUAGAUCUGCACCAUCUAGCACUACACGGGAACAACGUAGAAUUGCGUAGGGAAAAUGGGGUGUUGACGAUGAAGCUGCGCAAACCUCCCACCACAGCCUCCAUAUGGUCGUCGGGUAAAAUAACUUGCACAGGCUCAACCUCGGAGGGCCAGGCGAGGCUAGCAGGCCGCCGCAUUGCCCGCUGUGUGCAGAAAAUGGGUUAUAAUGUCAAGUUUAGAAAUUUCCGGGUAGUAAAUGUCUUAGGCACCUGCAGUUUACCAUUCGCAAUAAAAAUAACUCCCUUUUCACAAAAACACAGAGACGCAGCAAGCUAUGAGCCUGAGCUGCAUCCCGGGGUCACAUAUCGAAUCGAACACCCAAAGGCCACGCUCAAGAUAUUUAGCACAGGGAGCAUUACUGUGACAGCUCCCAGCAUUGCCAAUGUUCAGAAUGCCAUUGAGCACAUAUACCCUCUGGUGCGAGAGUUUGGGAAGGCCCGGUCCGAGGAGGAGAUGGCAGAGUACCGGCGGAACCAGGCCAGAAAGCAGUACCCAAUACUCAACUUUGACGAAUUGGAAGAAGACCUGUCAUCCUCGGAGAUUGAGGAGUGUUGGGAACAGAUUUAAUGUUAAGUUUAGGAGUCCAUUACAGAGUAUACAAGAAGCCAUGUUGAAAAGGUUUUGUGAGAUUUUUUGUAAUAUUACAUACUCCCCCCCCUCCCUGCAUUUUUUUUUAUUUUUUAUUUUUAUUUUUUAUUUUUUUUUUUACUUAUAAUUAGACAUCCAUUUUACCAUUCCCAAAGACAUGUUCUCAUAUUUUCUCAAGGUAUAUUCUUGAUGUGUCUGGUGCACAAGGUACUAUUUAAUGUGUCUCAACUGAAUGAAUGCUCCUGAAACCUCUGAACACACACACACACACACACACACACACACACACACAGACACACACACAGACACACAUGCUCACUGUCUUCAUUCAUAUCAACCUCAAGCUGCACAUUGUCCCAUUAUUUGCAACAUGAAUCAAGUUGAAACUCCCCACCGUGUAUCAUGUGAUUUUGAUGUCAAGGUAUUGUAAGCAUUUCCUACCUACCGUUUCCUAGUACCAUCUUCUUAGCUAUUAGUUUGAGCUUGACUGAACUACUGUGUCUUCAUCCCGCAACUCAGACUCCAUAAAUCAUCUGCCCAAUUUUGGUUAUUCAGAAAAGAAAGAAAUUUAAACAACUUUGACCAAGUAAUUUUAAUGUAAAAAAAAAAAGUGGUUUGUGCAGCUAGUCCUGAACUGGAGUGGUGCAACAGUAACUACAGUUUGUGUUAAAAUCACAUUAGAAUGUGGAAACACUUCAUCCGAAUUACCAGGCCAGUCGAAAACUAUACAGCCAAAACACUUUCCCAUGUAACUUUUGUGCCUGCCUGCCAAAAACACUCCUUGUCGAGGAAAUAAACCCAGCAUGAAAAUACAGAGGUCACAGGUGCUGUGGUCCUCUCAGCCAUUUGAACUUUCCACUUGUAUAUCACUGCUUGGACUGAGCAUAUCAGAAAGCCGGACCAUUCUCAAGACUUCUCGGUUAAACACAGCCGUCACUUAAGUAGUGGUACUCCAUGGUGACAAAAUAUGGAUCACAGCAGCUAGAGGUCAAGUGUGCAGCAAUACAGGAUUUUAUAGUGGUUUAUUUGGACAUUAAAAAUUAACAAUUAGAUGAUGUUCAUAUACUAUUUAUACCAAUAAGUAACUUGUGCCUUCAACAGUCCUUAUGUCACAGUCUGGGAUGGAGGUGGCACUGUGAAACUGGAAGUACACAGAUCUAAGGAAGAACGAUGGUGUCUGCGUGACCUGUCUUGGACCUCUUAAGAAUCCUCUCUCUCCUGAGUUGUCAUUUGUAUUUCACAUUAGUUUGUUGUGUUGACAUCUCCAUUGUCUCACUUGAUUUUCAUUGUUUCUCAUGAUAUUUCUCUUUCAUAUAUAUGUUUUUCACUAAAUCAUGUCAUCUUCUUUUUAAUCAAUUGUUUGUGUUUACUGCAUCAUGUUUCUCAUCAUUAUACAUAGGAAUAAAAUUAAUAGUAAAGCAAAUAACAAAACAUGUGAUCUUUAAACUUUAUAGGAAUUAGUUAUAAAAGAAAACUACUACUAUUGUACAAGUAUGAUUUAAAUAUCUUCCCACUGGAGAAGAAAACAUUCUACUUUGUCUGAAAAUGUUGACAGUUAAUCUGAUUUGAACAGAUUAUAAACUUAUUUACUUGGACGACAAUACUACGAAAAGAUUUGCUUAGCCAUCGUAAUUCGAUCACAUCAUAAUGCUCAUGUGUAUGUUCUUCUAGUGGUAUCCCCCAAACAUGCUGUAAAUCUGCUGUCUCCCUUACAAGGCCAAAGCAUUUUUAUGUUACUUAACAUAUCUGCCAGUGGUCAGAGAUGAUGGUGGAAGGAAAGUGACUCGUCUUGACUCCCACCGUAGCUUGUCUCUGCCAGAUUGACGUGCAGAGAAAUCAGUCAGUGGGUCAUUUGUUUAGCACAAAUUUAUUGCUCUUGGAGUAUGGCUGUCUGCGUGCUUCCAGUGCCUGUGAGUAGUGCGUGUUAUAUUGCACUGCUCCACUGACACUGCUCUAGAUUUGGCUAAUGGGAACAAAGUUUGUAUGUGAAUUUGUAUAGUACAAUACUACUUAUGUUCUUUCUUCAAAAGGAUGUCCUGCAACCAACAAAAUCAAACGUGACAAAUUUGAGCAAAGAAUCAGUUUGCCAGACUAGACUGUUCUUUGAUGGGAGCAUUAUUUUGAAGCCUGACCAUGCUUGAAGAUUUUGUUCUGGCUGCAAAAGCUGAUAUUCCUUUUUCUCCUAAUUUCAUAAUUUGUAGUCAAAGUCUAGCAGUUGUUAGUAAGUAAUGAUUCCGGCAUCACUGACAGAACUGCAUUUAAUAUCAUCAUUAUUAUUAUUAUUAUUAUUAUUAUUAUGAGAAAAGUCAUGAUUUUUACCAAAAUGUACAUAAAGAACUCCAGGUAGAUUUUUGCUUCUUUAAUGAAGGAGCAAAUUACUGAUUACAUCAGUGUUUAUAUUAACUACUUUUAAUUGAGUUCCUUGUUAGAGGGACUGUUCUGCAUUGUUCUAGAAUAUCCAAGAUAUUGUUAGUGUUGUAUCUGUUAUUUAUGACUCCUGCUGCAGUAUUUCCAACUCCAUUUUGGCUGCCUGUGUUGAAACAUUUUACAUCUAUUGGCAUUAUCUUCAUGUUGUGUUGCUUUCUGACAUUCUUCUAGCAUGUGUAUAUAGUACUCAGUAAGGCAGUAGUGUGUGGAGGAGAGACAAGGGUUGAGUAAUGGCAGUGUGAACUAGUGUGAUGCAUGGGAAGGAUGGACGGUUUAUCCUGAUUCACGAGUUACUAGAAGCGACAGUGUUCGUGUACCGUCUGUGAACAGUGCUACAGUGAAGCACUCCUGCAGCAAGUGCAAAGCAGCUUUAUUACUUAGGAAUUAAGGAAGUUCACCAAAGGACCCGUUUUUCUGGUGAGUUUGUGUCAUUGCGUCUCCCAGAAGGCCUGAAGAAAGAAGCGAAGGGUGUAGGGAAGCCCGAGUGUGCCGCUCUGUGUUUGUCCGUGUACCGUAAGAUAAGUAAGUCUCCAGCAUCAAAGUGUAUUGUAGGUUUAUUAUCUCCAGGCCAGAGUCUCACACCACUGGUAUUGUGGCAGUAUUUUUUGAAGUGUAUUAAUGGAACAAUAAUUAUCAAGUGUAGGCUCAUCAUUUCAGAACCAACUUAGUGGCAAAUUUUCACGCCUCAGCUUGGGCUCUUAUGUAUUACUGAUUCAGAGUUUACAAAUGUUGAUGCCAGUGUAUGUUGAAAUUUUGUAUGCAAUAUUCUGUUUGGAAAUAUGAAAGAUUGUUCACUCCUGCUAACAUUAAUGUAUUACUUAACAGCUAGAAAGAGAGCAAUACAAAAAUGGCCUUUA